This is a messenger RNA of Brassica oleracea var. oleracea, 717 nucleotides long. RefSeq lists its product as uncharacterized. The coding region runs from base 1 to 717 and encodes 238 amino acids. The record is from RefSeq and is a predicted model, not a curated record. Lineage: Eukaryota; Viridiplantae; Streptophyta; Magnoliopsida; Brassicales; Brassicaceae. The transcript is spliced from 2 exons.
AUGAUGAAAGACUUCAGGCCCAUAGCAUGCUGCAAUCUGUUGUACAAGGUAAUCUCGAAGGUGUUAGCUAACAUGCUCAAGCUCAUAUUUCCAGGAGGUAUAGAGGCGAAUCAGAGUGCAUUCAUAAAACAAAGGCUGCUGUUGGAAAAUGUUCUCUUGGCAUCUGAGCUGAUAAAUGGCUAUCACAAGGCCUCCUGCUCAGCAAGAUGUGCAAUCAAAGGCUUCUUCACGAGCGCCAGAGGAAUAAGGCAGGGAUGCUCGGUUUUAAUAAAUGGAAGUCUUGAAGGCUUCUUCACGAGCGCCAGAGGAAUAAGGGAGCUUGUACCCGAAGAGGGGAAGUUUGCUUAUCAUCCUCAGUGCCAAGGAGUCAAGCUCACUCAUUUGAGUUUCGCAGACGACAUCCUGGUUUUUAUUGAUGGCACCUCAGAAUCUUUAAACGGGAUUAUGGAGGUUCUGAAAGAAUUUGCAGAGAUAUCUGGACUUCAUAUAAAUGAAGCUAAGUCCCAAAUAUAUGUAGCAGGAAGUAACCAUACAUUAAUGAUUACUGAAGCGGAGGCAUUGGGAAUUGGAGUUGGAAACCUACCUAUUCGAUACUUAGGUAUGCCAUUAAGCACAAAAUCUUUAACAGCUCAUGACUAUGAGCCUUUGAUAGAUAAGAUCAGAAGGAAGAUGCUAUGCUGGUCGAACAAGAGCCUGUCCUUCGCUGAGCGAUUCUAA